Messenger RNA from Cladophialophora psammophila CBS 110553, 309 nucleotides. RefSeq lists its product as uncharacterized. NCBI's taxonomy places the organism in Eukaryota, Fungi, Ascomycota, Eurotiomycetes, Chaetothyriales, Herpotrichiellaceae. The transcript has a single exon. The annotation marks the transcript as partial. The record is from RefSeq and is a predicted model, not a curated record.
CACGUCGUUCACGUUGGAGCGAACUCAUCGUUCGCUUUCCAGCCCUCCGCAGUUGCAGCGGAGGUCGGGGAUACAGUAAAGUUCAUCUUCCGUGCUUUUAAUCACACACUCCGGGAAAGCAGUCUGGAGAGCCCUUGUACCCCUUUAGAGGAGGGGUUCAACUCUGGGUUUAAUCAGUAUAAUCCCACUGACGCAAGAGGGUUGGCUGUCUCAUUCUCUGUCAACUCGCCUGGCCCCCGCUACUUCUAUUGCGAACAGAUGUUACCAAUUUCUCAUUGCGAGGUUGGUAUGGUGUUUGCAUUAAACUCC